AUGGCCGAGCCGGGCACGGCUGCCGGCGAGAACGGCGUGGGCGGCAGAGCGGUCCGCGUGGGCACCCGCCGGAGCCAGCUGGCCCGAAUUCAGACCGACAGCGUAGUCGAGAUGCUCCGUGAGCUAUACCCUGACCUCCGCUUUGAGAUUGUUGCCAUGUCAACGACCGGAGACAAGAUCUUGGAUACAGCUCUUUCCAAGAUUGGGGAGAAAAGCCUCUUCACCAAAGAGCUGGAAAAUGCACUUGAAAGAAACGAAGUUGACCUCGUGGUUCACUCCUUGAAGGACCUGCCAACUUCUCUUCCUCCUGGCUUUACCAUCGGCGCUGUCUGCAAAAGGGAAAACCCACUUGAUGCUGUUGUCUUUCAUCCCAAAAACCGUGGGAAAACACUGAGCCUCCUUCCUGAAAAGAGUGUGAUUGGAACCAGUUCACUUCGGAGAGCAGCUCAGCUCAAAAAGAAGUUCCCUCAGUUAGAAUUCAGGGAUAUUAGAGGGAAUUUAAAUACCCGCUUAAAGAAGCUAGAUGAGAAGGAAGACUUCAGUGCCAUCAUCCUGGCUGCUGCUGGGCUGAAGAGAAUGGGCUGGGAGAACCGCAUCGGCCAGCUCCUAAGCCCUGAAGAUUGUCUGUAUGCUGUUGGACAGGGUGCCUUAGCAGUAGAAGUUCGUGCCAAAGACCAAGAGAUACUGAAUAUGGUAUCUGCCCUGCAUGAUGCAGACACCGUGUUAUGCUGCAUUGCCGAGAGAGCCUUUAUGAAACGUUUGGAGGGUGGAUGUAGCGUCCCUGUCGCUGUCAACGCCACGCUGAAAGAUGGCCAGUUGUAUUUGACAGGAGCAGUCUACAGUUUGGAUGGAUCCGAUAGCCUGAAAGAGACUAUGCAGACCAGUGUUAAUUAUCCCCAACAGAAUGAAGACGGACCAAACGAUGAUGUGCAGCACGUUGGCAUCACAGCCAAGAAUGUCCCUGGUCAGGCCCAGGAAGCUGCAGAGAGCCUUGGUGUUGAACUAGCUAGUUUACUUCUGAGCAAGGGAGCUAAGCAUAUCCUUAGCGUGGCAAGGCAGCUCAACGAUGCCCGCUAAACCUGUGGUGCGGUCGGCACGAUUGCUAGAACUCUAGCAAGUCUUUGCAGUUACACUAUCAUCCUUCUUUGGAGGAAGGGAUUUAUUUAAACAUUCGCACUGGUCUUAUCUGAUGUUUGGGCGCAAAAACUUGAAGUAAUAAGUUAACUAACUAACUUGAGUAGUUUACGCUCUUCAGGGUUUUCAUCCCUCUCUGCAUUUCUCUAAAUUGCAAAGUGUCUCUGUGAAAGUUUAACAAUUUUUGUAGCUAGGAAGUUAAAAAAAAAAAAAUCUGUAAGCGUCCUCCUGUUUUGCUUAGGAACAAGGGACUCAUUACAGAUUAUAAUCAGAGACUCAACUGUGACGGUACUAAAGCGCUGUACUGGGCUGACAGUACUAAAGUACUUUCAGUAGUCAUUGAUACUAUUUGGGCCUGUUCACUCAUCAGAACGCUGAAGAGGAAGACUGCUAUUAAGUUCCUAAUAGUAAAGUAGCAGAGAUGCCCUGUUCAUCAUAGGUCUCAGUUAAGGUAAGGAAUUAAGUUUGCAGUUACCAGAUGCAAAUUUGUCAGUUGGCCAACAGUAAUAAAUUAGGAAAUGGACAGCCAGUCUCGUUUCCCUCGUAUGCUUGUCUACAAGGGUAAUGUGAGGCAGUCGUUCAUCUACACUAACCAGUCAACAGGGAGCUGAAGAGGAAGCCCAAACUUGGGCUGUCGUGCCUUUCUCUGCAGCUGCUAGCCCCUUCUUUUACUGUGGCUCCUUGCCCUCGCUACCAGGUCGCCAUCCUCUCAGCGGGCCUCACGCCUUACAGUGCCUUGUAGAAACACUGAAACGGCACCUUACCGGGGUCCCGUUUUGGAAAGGAAGCAUUGUUUUAUUCUCUAUGCAACGUCCACUAAAUGUAACAGGCGAUAAAUACAGCUGAAUUAUAAGCA
Messenger RNA from Gymnogyps californianus (California condor), 1990 nucleotides. RefSeq names its product hydroxymethylbilane synthase (gene HMBS). The transcript has 14 exons. The coding region runs from base 1 to 1077 and encodes 358 amino acids. Gene Ontology annotation, molecular function: hydroxymethylbilane synthase activity. The record is from RefSeq and is a predicted model, not a curated record. Gene Ontology annotation, biological process: heme biosynthetic process. Lineage: Eukaryota; Metazoa; Chordata; Aves; Accipitriformes; Cathartidae. Gene Ontology annotation, cellular component: cytoplasm.